Aspergillus pseudotamarii is the source of this 1288-nucleotide messenger RNA. RefSeq names its product WW domain protein. The transcript is spliced from 2 exons. Bases 189 to 1124 code for a protein of 311 amino acids. The record is from RefSeq and is a predicted model, not a curated record. NCBI's taxonomy places the organism in Eukaryota, Fungi, Ascomycota, Eurotiomycetes, Eurotiales, Aspergillaceae. Gene Ontology annotation, molecular function: protein binding.
GACUCCAUACAGGGGUGUGGUGAGUUAAGACCUAACUAGGGCUGUUCUUUCCCCUCCUCACCCGAUUGAGCAAUAUAUUUAAAGCCGCCCAAACUGCUUGCUCUCAUUCUAUCUUCUUAUUCCUCUCUUCUAUUACCUUUUCUACUGUAACUUCGCUUUCUGUUCUCUACCAACCGUUUACCUAUACUAUGUCGUACUACGGUGGCCCCCCUCAGUCCCAAUAUGGGCAACCUUCAUAUGGACAGCCUCCAUAUGGCCAGGCUCCCGGAGGCUAUGAGCGCCCUCCAUAUGACCAGCGUCCCCCCUACGGCGAUCGCCCCUCUUACGACAGACCUCCAUACGAACGGCCUCCCUCUGGUGACCGUCCGCCAUACGAGCGUCCUCCAUACGAACAGCCUCCUCCCGGUGACCGUCCACAAUACGAGCGUCCCCCAUACGAACAGGCUCCCUCUGGCGAGCGUUCGCCAUACGAGCGCCCCCCGUAUGGGGCCCCCCCUCAAGACCAGCGCCCUUCGUAUGACAGACCACCAUACGAUUCAGACCGUUCUUUCGAUUCUCGCCCUCCCUAUUCCUCCGCACCACCUUCUGCCCGUCCUCCACAAAUGCCCCCACCACCUCUUCCCAUGGGUUGGGUCCAGGAAUGGGAGCCCAAUGCUCGCCGCGCCUUCUGGGUUGAGGUAGCCACCGGCAACUCCCAGUGGGAGCAGCCUUUUGGUGAUGCCUCGCGUGACAUGGGCCCUCCUGGCGGCCCUCCCGCUAUCAUGAGCCCCCCUCCUUCCGGCCCGAUUAGUCCUCCUCCCGGUGGCUACUACGGCGGUCCCCCUCCCCAGGAGGGAGGCUACUACCCUCCUCCUCCUCAGCAGCAGGGCGAGUACCAGACUGAAGAGGAGAGAAAGAAGAGUGAAAGGAAGAAGAUGCUCAUGGGAGGCGCCGCAGGUUUGGCGCUUGGUGGUAUUGCCGGAGCUGUGCUUAAUCAUGAAUUUGGCGGUUCCGACUCCGAGUCUGAGAAGGAAGAAGAAAAGGAGGAAGAGGUGGAGCACAAGAUCGUGGAGCAGCACAUUUACCACCACUACGAUGAUGAGCCUCCUGAGGAGCGCUCUUACUCUCCGGUGGAUGACUGGUAGUGGGGCACAUUCGGAUGAUGAGCUGGCAUUUCCCUUUUUUUUCUUCUUUCGAUUUUCUAGAAUAGGACAUUUGCACUAGCCCGGUUUGGUUUAGCCUCGUUGUCGGUCUUCGGGUAUUUCUUGUUUGCUCGUUUUCGGCCUGCAUUAAACUGUUUCAAAAAUAU